AUGGCAGUAAAUAUGGAUGUUUUUUUACCACUUCUUGUCAUUAUAAUUAUAGUUUCAUCAGGGGCAAGACAGACUGAGGGUGCAAGAACUUUCACGCUCAUAAACGAAUGUAAAGAAACAAUCUGGCCUGGAAUCACCCCAGGUGACAACUUCAAUGGCGGAGGAUUUGCCUUAAAGUCAGGCCAAUCAAUCGUCCUCAAAGCCCCAUUGGGGUGGAGUGGGCGAAUAUGGGGUCGAACAGGCUGCAAAUUUGACAAUAACGGCAAUGGCACAUGCCAGACAGGGUCGUGUGGGACGACCCUCCAAUGCAAAGCCUCUGGUGCAACCCCAACAACGCUAGCUGAGUUCACUCUCUCGGAGGAAGAUUUUUACGACGUUAGCCUCGUCGACGGCUUCAACUUGCCCAUCUCCGUCACCCCAAUAAACGGUAAGGGUUAUUGUAGAGUUGCUGGGUGCGAUGGGGACUUGAGGGCCUCUUGCCCCUCCGAGCUUGCGGUGAAAUCCAAUGGUAAAGUUGUGGGCUGCCGAAGUGCAUGCGAUGAGUUCAACAUGGAUGAGUAUUGUUGCAGGGGCAUUUAUGGAAAUCCAAAAAUUUGUCAACCUACUUACUACUCCAAAAAGUUUAAAGAAGCCUGUCCAACUGCAUAUAGCUACGCUUACGAUGACCCUACUAGUAUUUUUACUUGCUCUGGAACUGAUUAUGUUAUCAUCUUUUGUGGAUACAGGAAGAAGCCAGUGUGCACGUAUCAUAAUCACAAGCUCCUGUGUAGUGAGUCAAACAGACAAGGCUUCAACUCUGUGAUUGGUAAACGUUGGCACGUGAUGCUUUCUAUAUUAUUGAUGGUCACCUUGUGGAUUUUUUUUAAGAAUUAAUUUAUUUAUUGUAAAUAUGAAU
Molecule: messenger RNA, 895 nt
Organism: Mangifera indica (mango)
Lineage: Eukaryota; Viridiplantae; Streptophyta; Magnoliopsida; Sapindales; Anacardiaceae
Product: pathogenesis-related thaumatin-like protein 3.5
Exons: 3
Coding region: 1-873 (290 amino acids)
Biological process (GO): defense response
Cellular component (GO): extracellular region
Source: RefSeq, a predicted model, not a curated record